AUGAGGAUUGAUAUCGGUAGUAAUCGUGAACGUUAUGGAUCAGAGCUUGAUGUGUGCUGCUGUGCUCAUGUAUUGGACACCUGGUUGAUUUUAGAUGGAUCUGAACCUGGUGCGAAUGCGGAGGCAGAGGACUGGAAUGAGAGCAGCUCUGGCACAGAGCAGGAGAACACUGGCACAGAGCUGUUCUGGCUCGAUUAUCAAGCUGACAACGGCCAAAUAACGUCUCUCAUUGUUCACAAGGAGGACAAGCCAGAAGUCAUUGUGCAACGCGUGGCGGAAAAGAACGCUCUGGACUCGGCCAUGAGGGCGGCGCUGUUGGCACGUGUGGGACAGGAAAUGGACAAGCGCUGUGACAAAUGCUGAGAGAAAAAGAGAGGCGCUUAAAUAAAAGUGGAGAACAAGGCACUGAGACACCACUGAGCCAGAAUUGAAUCGGAACUGCAUUUCUGUACGACGGCACCAAGCAUGCCGCAUUCAUAGAUGUCUUGGAGAAGCCAUGCAUCCUAAUUAUGUGAAGGUGUAGCCUUCUUGAAAGAGAGUGGACUCGAAACUCAAGAGAAAUGACACUGUCAAGCAUGAAACUGAUCUGGUUUGAUCUAAAAUAGGAUGUAUUACAGAAAACUGGACCCGUAUUGUUCUUUCAACUGGAAACUGAAAUCCUUGUCACUCCUCACGUCACACUUUGGAAAGACGCUGGACAAAUGUUGAGAGCUCUAAGGCUUUUUACACCUGAGGUGACUCUCGUUUGGGAUGGGAAAUGUAUAACCGCAAGGUCUGCAUUGCUUCACUAGGUCCCAUAAGUCUGUGUCUUGUAGACUUCCAGAAAAGAGUGUUUUUAUAUACGGUUUAGGCUGAAUCCCUACAGAAAUCAGGACAAAAAUGAAACCAAACUUCGAAUGCUUCCAGUCUGUUUAGUCUAAGCGAAGGUUUGAAGGAGUGUAGUUGCUAGUGGAAAUAGCUGAGGAAGUUCAAACAAAGUUUAAAGAAUGCUAAUAAGGUCCUCGUUGCUCUGAUAUUUAUAUCCAUGCAUUUGGAUAUCUGCCUUUUCCUUUUAUGUUCAUAAAUAUUCAUGUUGAUGUACUGAUAUAAAUAUCACAUUUUCAUCUGUUGGUGCUCAUGUUGUUGUAGAAACAAAAAAGGACCAAUGUGUCUCUUUUUUUCACCUCUUCAUUGUACAGGUAGAUUUUUAUUUUUGUAAUCGUGUUCCAACUGUGUACUCUUGUGUUCUUGUUUAGAUUGCAGGAUGAAUUGUUAAUUCUGCCAUACAGACAGACGAUGGCAGUGUGCACUAUGUUGACAUCGUGUGCAAAAAUAGAUUUUUCUUUCACUGA
Molecule: messenger RNA, 1331 nt
Organism: Sinocyclocheilus grahami
Lineage: Eukaryota; Metazoa; Chordata; Actinopteri; Cypriniformes; Cyprinidae
Product: UPF0561 protein C2orf68 homolog
Exons: 3
Coding region: 1-363 (120 amino acids)
Source: RefSeq, a predicted model, not a curated record